Molecule: messenger RNA, 1306 nt
Organism: Blastomyces gilchristii SLH14081
Lineage: Eukaryota; Fungi; Ascomycota; Eurotiomycetes; Onygenales; Ajellomycetaceae
Product: DUF1690 domain-containing protein
Exons: 3
Coding region: 279-932 (217 amino acids)
Source: RefSeq, a predicted model, not a curated record
CCUUUCUUUCCCGCCUCCAAUUGAAUCCAAACAGACGGAUUUCUUUUUCUUUUUCUUCUUUUUGCUACCAGAAGCCAAUUGACCAAAUCAUCUCUUCGUCCAGUCAACCGUUCCCCAUACCACCCGGUUCGCUACACAAAAAGUAUAUAUAGACGGCACAGAACCAUCCACGGCCGAAACCGAGACGCGGGUUGUCCAUUCCCGGCGACAUAUAGAAUACAUAAACACGGCACACAUUUAUACCGGUAUAUACCGUUGGAGAUAUCGAAUAGGACAAGAUGGGAGCGGGCGGAUCGAAACCUGUGACAGCGACGGGGGGUGGGACUAGACAUGUGUUCUCGAGUGAAACCCCAGUUCAAUUUUCACAAGAAUUCGUCGAGUCCUUGCAAGCGAGCUCAGAGACCGACUCCUCCCGUGCCCAAACAAUAGAACUCCACAUCCAGAACCGCAUCGCCGCAGAACUCGAACGCAUCCGCGCCCGCGAAACACAAACCCUCGCCGACCUCGAAAAGCGCAUCGCAGACCAAUCCACCCCUGCAUCCCAAAAACAAUCCGCCGUCGAAAACUCCAGCUCCCAGGAACCCUCUCUGUCUCUCGACGCCCCGCGCGUUCCCUUCGCCGGCCCCGGCCCCGCCGCUGAGCUCUCCCCGCAAUCCUCCGCACAAUCCACAGCUACCACCGCCAACGGCACACCGAUACACGAGCUGAGCAGCGCGCAGGUGCAGCAGGAGAUCUCGGCGCUGAGCGCCAAGUUGGCGGAGAGGCGGAAAGUGCGGGACCUGGAUGAGGGGGUGGAGAAGGCGCGGGAUGCAGUUGUGAGGUGUUUGAGGGGCAAUGAGAAGAGGCCGUUGGAUUGCUGGAGGGAGGUUGAGGGGUUUAAGAGGGAGGUUGGGCGGUUGGAGAGGCUGUGGGUGGAGAAAAUUGUUGGGUAGGUAGGUGGUAUUUUGUGGCUGGAUGUUGGUAGUUAUCAUUGAUAACUAACCGUGGUGGUGAUUAUGUUGGUACGGGUGGGGGCAUUUUUCUAUAGAUGGGAAGAUGGUUAUUUUUUUUCACUCUCAAAUGUAUACAUACAUAAUGUUUUGAUUGCUUUUUUCCGCUCCAUGUUUUGUUUCGUGUUCAGCAAGGGAGGGUUAGAAAAAUUACAUAUUUCGUGUGCUUUUGCAGUCUCUUCAUGGAGUGAAAAUUAUAAACCGUAUUCAUCAUGUGAGAACCGAAUAGGUUUUCUAUGUAAGUGGUCCCAUUUUGCAAUCUAGCAGUAAGUAGCUGCCUCCUUUAGAUGCCCUAAUACAUUCCAUAGUAAAUCAGC